UCGUCAUUCUUCGCAUUGACUGGAUAUGUCAUUGCGUUGCGUUUUACGUGAGGAGUAGGAGUGCAAAUGUCAAAUUGUAAAGUUGUUUUGCAAUACAAAGCGACCGGUACCGGUAUCCCGUAGGUACCUAUCGGCAUUGGAGAGUUGAGAUAAACAAUUACAACCUAAUAAUUAUUUUUUGUGUGACUCAUUCAUCACAACAAGAAUAUUCAACAUAUUUUGUCAAGAUGAUUAUAUUGACGGGGAAGAACUUGGGCGAGAGACACAAGGAUUUAAACGCAAAGGUUAAAGAAGCCAGAGAAAAGCGUGUCGACUUUGAUGAAUUAAAACGGACACCCGAACAAUCAGAUGUAGACAAGUUAUUCAAAAUAGCCCUUGCUUCAAAAUAUAUAAAUAUCGACUAUAUAGUUGAGGUCCUCAAAUGUGGAGAUCCUUUGUACAUUUCGAAAGCCCUAAAAUGUGUUUGGAUGUAUGACGAUAAGUAUGCACAUAUUAUCAAUCCAGAUAAUCUUCAAAAUAACAUUAUACCGUUCAUGUCAACAAAAAUGAAGAAAAAGAUGCUAACAGCUGUUUCGAUGCACGUCAGAAACGAGUCAAGAGCCGCUGAGUUUUAUAAUUAUUGUAUGAACAUAGGGUGCCCAAAUAUUGCCUACAAAUUUUUAUAUUUUACAAAUGAAAACUUUAAGCUGAAAAUCAUAGAAGAUCCUUUAAAACAAAGCGCCAUGCUCCCAACCUACAAUGAGAAUGGUGUUAACGUAAAACAUUUCAUUGGCUCUUCAUUUAUUCUGGCAGACGUAUUUCUCUCUAAUUUAAACGUGACCACGAGAAAUGAAAUUCUUUCUACUCUGAGUUAUUUAUACACAUUUUCAGAAGAUAAAUAUUUGAAUCUUUUAGAAAAAUAUACUGAUUUAACAUAUAGUUAUGGAAUAAAACGAUUUCUAACUUUACGUAUUUCCAAAAGCAUUAUGAAGAAACACAAAGAUAGGGUUUUAAAGGCACCUAAAAUGUAUGUGAGUAUACUGAACGCAAAUGCCAUAGUUAAAUACAGUACUGUAGAAGACGCAAAAAUAUAUGCUAUUGCCUUUUUCCCAGAUAAUAUUAAUGAAUUUUGGUGGAAUAAAAACUAUCUAAAUGAGCAUAAAUACUUUCUUGACAAAAUUACGACUGGAAAGUUUCAAUUUAUAAAGGAAAUGUUUACCUCAAAGUUUCCAGGAGAGGAGUUUGAAAUGAGUUUAAGAUUUUAUCAGAACAGAUGCUAUGAAAUCAUGACUGCAGCAGAAAGGGAAACAUGGGCUUUACAACAAAUAGCCAGUGAAAAAGAGAUUCUUGGUAAAGGUCAAGACUAUCAAUGGUAUAAGUUUAUCAAUUUCGAAAAAGCGUUUAAAGAAAUGAAAAAAUUAGUAUUGAUCACUCCAAAUAGGACUAAACGUGCAGAUAUGAUGCUAAUUCUGAUUGAAAGUGCAAAAAAUCAACGUGAACUAGAGACACUUUUGAAACAUUUUUACGAGAGACAUGUUAACGAACAAAAAUAUGUCAAAGAAAAUUUCCUUGACAAAGUAAUGAAUUACUUUAAUGUCUACGAGUUUGAUACAGGUUGCUGGGAAGCUUUGAAUAUCAUGUUUCAUAAUUUAGAAGUCUACAGUUCGACAGACUACAUUAGCAAGAGUGAAUACAGAAUCAUUGCUCUAAUUUACCAUAUAAUUCAUAAUAUUGAAAUCCCAGACGCUCUCAGGAACAAUAUUGCUUCCAGAAUGCAAUUUUAUUCAUUAAAACAAAACACUGACAAGCUGACAAAAGAACAAACAGAGAAGGUGUUUCAAUAUCUAUUUAACUUGUACAUGGACAAAAUUCGCGAAUUUGAAAAUGUACCUUAUAACGACGACAUCAAAGGCGACCUUAGAAAAUAUAUUUUCAACAUAUUGGAUUUAUUAGAUCAGUACGAAAAAACAAAAGAGCAUAUACCUGAACUUGUACAUCACUUCAUGAAGUUAGAUUGGUCAGAAUUUGAAUACCACAAAUUUAUCAAAAUAUCCACAAAUGCUCCACCGCUUAAUUUACUGCAUGACUUAAAAUCAGAUUCAAAACUCCUGAUUGAGCGUCUUCCACUUGUAAGAAAGAAAAUGAAUGAAUCUUACACGUACAACAUCAGUACUGUACUCAAAAAGUUAAAGAUCUAUUUUUCGCAAGAUGUUGCAAAGGAAUGUUUAAGAUUUUUUAAUUCAUUGCUAGAUGAGGAAAAGUUAUGGCAUAGAGAAGCGCAAGCAGUAGUACAUGCCUUAUUUCAACUAGGAGACGAAAACUUUAAAGUAGAUUUAAUGAAAAAGUUUGCUCCAAAAGAAGCUACUAUUAAUCAUAGCGAAAUCGACGAAAAGUUAUUACGCAUUCAAAUGGCAAUAUGUUCGCACGUUUUAUACUCGCGACCUCCGGUUCCUCUUGAAUGUAUAUUCAUGUACUUAAAAGGAGAUUACGUACCUUUUUGUUUGCCAAUGUUUAAUGCACUCUUGUCUGACCUACCAUUACCGCUUUGUAUUAAUUUUGUUGAGAACUUAUUGGAUAAACCUGUCUCCAUCCAGAAACAUGGAAUACGACUCGCUUUUCAAUGUUUCAACACAGAAACUUUCAAUACAGUUAUUCUUCGAGCAUGGAAAAAAACAAAAAAUGUUUCCCUCAGAGAUGUUAUAUUUGAUGCACUUUACAAUAAAAUUAGCACAUCGGGGGGUGGCCAAGAAGCGCUAUUUGAGACUUUAAAAUCAAUAAUUUUAACUCUAAAACACGACGAUGAUGACGCCAUAUUCAACCUUAUAACGUCUUGUACACUCCCUGAACAUUUCGCGAUGGAAAGUAUUAUGAUGGCAUGGAAAGUAGUUAGUCAGUUUCCGCCAAAACUGACGAAUCUCAACCGUAUGCGUGAUCUUGUAAUUUGUUUUACUAACAAUAUUGAUAAAAUUCGCCCAGACAUCGUCUACGAAAUAGUGGAUACAUUUAUAGCAUCAGUAUUUAGGCCAGAUGAAGAGGAUGUUAAAGGAAAACUAAGCUCAGAGGCUAUUUCUUUGAUCUCCAGCAAAUGGCGUCUUACAGCAACUUUUAUCGUACACCUGAAUAAUGACGACCUUGAUAAAAAAAUUGAGCUAACUAAAUUAAUUUUGAUGAAGUGUUUUAAACCUCACAAAGUAGAAAAUAAACACAUUUUAAUAGAAACUGGAAUGCGGUUUAUAUCACAGCUUGAAGAUGCAAGUUACAGUCAAACACCAUCCCGCUUCGGAAAUAUUAAUAGAGUAAUGCAGGCAGUGAUACAGACACUGCAAGAUGUGUUUACCACGGAAGAAAUUUACCUACGAAUAUGGGAACUACAGCUGGGGAUUGUGGCUAGAAAAGCUAUUCAAUCGGCAGGAAUAAUUUAUGAAAAUGCGGCGCAUGACUUUGGUAGGGAACUCGGAAACUUGGUUAAGGAGUAUGUUGAUAAAGAAUUGUUUUUCAAUUCUUUCUUGUUACGAAUACAUGAUUUAUUAAUAACGAAAAUCACUAAUGUUACAAGUAUAUUAAAUCUCAAUAAUACCGAUAACUUUUAUGUUAAGUUAUGUAGAGAAUUAUUGACAUUUGAAAUGAUUGAGACCUAUUGGCUGGCUUUAUAUCUCCUGCCUUGUUAUUCCUCGGAUCUACCUCCUCAAGUAGACAGGAACGACUAUGUGUACAUUACAAAUAAGUUAUAUAAUUUAAAUAAUAAAGAGCUACGUUUCUACAUGUUCGAUAAAUUCGCAGGGCCCGGGAAAGAUUUAAUUUUAAAUUAAUUCUUAACAAUUUCUGUUACGAACUAAUGAAUAAAAAUCCCGGGGUAACUUGAAACUGGUAGAGAAGACAGUAUUUUGUUAUAUAGAUUACAUAAGUGAUGAUUGCUAUAAUAAUAUAAAAUGUUAUGUUCUUUGUUGAAUACAAACUUUUGUGUAUAAGAAAAAGUUUUUUAAGAUGUAAUGAAUACAAACUAUUUUAUGUCUCUAGCUAAAGGGCCGUCCCGGUAUUGCUUUGGUGCUAUGUGAUAUACCUUUAUGAUGAUUUUUAGAACAUAUAUUAUUAUAUCUAUCUUGCAAGUUUAGAAUAAACAAUCCCAAUUUCUCUUGGUCCUCAGAUCAGAUGGGAACGGCUCAACUGAUUUCGCACAAAUAAUUUUUUGGCGUAUUUGUAAAGGACAAGAGCAAUUUUCUUAUAAAAAAAAUAUUCGUCGUGUAAAUUCAGGAACUAGAACAGCUAGCGGCCCUUACUAUGUUAUGUGUGUAAGUCAUUUGGCGUUAUUUAAUGUUACUAAUUAGUUUUAAGUUCUAAAUAAUUACAUUUUGUUAACAUGUGUUUAAUAUUUAAUGUUAUAUUUUUAAGAUUUUUCAUUUCUAUUAUACAUUUUGGAAUAUA
Molecule: messenger RNA, 4401 nt
Organism: Spodoptera frugiperda (fall armyworm)
Lineage: Eukaryota; Metazoa; Arthropoda; Insecta; Lepidoptera; Noctuidae
Exons: 2
Coding region: 228-3788 (1186 amino acids)
Source: RefSeq, a predicted model, not a curated record